Messenger RNA from Triticum turgidum subsp. durum (durum wheat), 429 nucleotides. The record is from the annotation of a GenBank genome assembly. NCBI's taxonomy places the organism in Eukaryota, Viridiplantae, Streptophyta, Magnoliopsida, Poales, Poaceae.
AUGCCGUCGGGAGAGGAGCUCAUUGAGGAUCCCCGCUUCUCCACGGAUUCACGACGGAGCGAGGUGCUCGAGGAGAAACUUCUUCUCGGGAUGCCAUGGAAAUCGGCAAGUGACUCCAUUUGCCCAUCAGAGAACCAGUGGGUUGAGGCCCCUCUUUUAUGCACGACUCCUAUUAAGUUCCAAUAUGCAAACUACACGACAGCUGACUAUGCAAAGACCGGAAAAGGGUCCUUGAGGCUUCAGAUAAUUAAUCAGACGAGUGAUAUCAUUCGCACUAUUUUCUGGAGGCCUCUCAAAUUGACAUGGACAAGUGGAUAUAGUACCAAGGAGGCUGCACCGUUUGUUGAAUGGGGCAUACAAGGGCAAAUUCAAAUCCUUUCUCCUGCAAGGCACCCUCAUGUUCAGUCACGACACUAUGUGUGGUGCUAG